Molecule: messenger RNA, 1082 nt
Organism: Oncorhynchus keta (chum salmon)
Lineage: Eukaryota; Metazoa; Chordata; Actinopteri; Salmoniformes; Salmonidae
Product: transcription factor HES-5-like
Exons: 2
Coding region: 57-575 (172 amino acids)
Biological process (GO): anterior/posterior pattern specification; regulation of neurogenesis; regulation of transcription by RNA polymerase II
Cellular component (GO): nucleus
Molecular function (GO): RNA polymerase II cis-regulatory region sequence-specific DNA binding; protein dimerization activity; DNA-binding transcription factor activity, RNA polymerase II-specific
Source: RefSeq, a predicted model, not a curated record
CACUGCGGCCCAAGAGAACUAGCAGACAGACCUGUCACUCUCUCACACCUACAGACAUGGCUCCCUGUUCAACCAACUUCUCUUUCCAGCACCUGAGGUUCGCAGAAAAAGACAUUAAGAUAAGGAAACCCAUCGUGGAGAAGAUGCGUCGGGAUCGCAUCAACGGCUGCAUCGAGCAGCUCAAGCUCAUCCUGGAGAAGGAGUUCCACAAACAGGACCCCAACACCAAGCUGGAGAAAGCCGACAUCCUGGAGAUGACCGUGAGCUUCCUGAGGCAGCAGCUGCAGCCGGAUCCAUCUCAGAGGGACUACGGCGAGGGUUAUUCACAGUGUUGGAGGGAGUCUCUGCAGUUCCUGUCCGGAAGCCCCAAGAGAGACACCACUUCCAUCAUCACCUCGGCUGGACCUCUUCAGGGGCUCCAGCAGCGGCUCUCCACCCAGGUCCAGAGAUCCAUCCAGCAGCGCCCAGUGGUCCAUUCCACCUCUCCAGUCUCCUCCACCCUCCGACCCACCACUAACACCAACACCACGCUCCACGACACAGGAGCUAAAGGCCCAGUCUGGAGGCCCUGGUAGAGAAAGACGGUGGACUGAAGUCACUCGAAAACCUGAGGGAAACAAUGGACUGUAUGUCCCUCACUGUGUAGGAAAUAUGCAUUUCCAACCUGCUCAACCGUUGUGGGUUUCCUGAGCUCUUAUUUUCUCAUCACAUUGAUGGACAGAUGUGUGUGGCACAUUCGGGGCAUAUUUGAGGGUAGUCAUUGAGUUAUGAUCUAUUAUUGUGAAAUGUGCAUUUUUUCCCUUACUCCAAUGGAGUCUAUGUGUUAUAUGAUAGAUGUAACAGCAUCUACAAUAGGCUACUGUAUUUUUUACAUCAAUUCUUUGAGGAUAUUUCUCUAUCGUUAUUCAUUGUUUUGUUAUCUUAUGGAUGUAUCUUUUAUAAAAGGCAAUAGAAUGUUGGUAUGCUUUGUAAUAGUACCGUUAUUGUUUUAUAUUGCAUUUAAAGAAGCUCUUAAAACUAUGUAUGACAUUUGUAUGACAAUAAAACUACAAUCAAUUUUAAAUAAAUAAUAACCUUUUGUC